Messenger RNA from Corylus avellana, 3000 nucleotides. RefSeq names its product LSD1-like2 (gene LDL2). Lineage: Eukaryota; Viridiplantae; Streptophyta; Magnoliopsida; Fagales; Betulaceae. Gene Ontology annotation, molecular function: protein binding; oxidoreductase activity. The record is from RefSeq and is a predicted model, not a curated record.
UUCCCUCCAAUCCAAUUUGUAAUUCACUGUGUCCCUUCGAGAUCGCACCAGAGAAAACCCUAUCUCCACUCAACCGCUCACCAAAUCGCCGGUCUGCGAGUGAAGCCGGACCAACAUGGUAAAUAACGGGCUUUGAAGAAAAUGCUUACUCUAUUUGAAUUUGCUAUUUAGUUGGUCUGCUUUUGGCUAAGAUGGACAAUUAUAUGAAGAGAAUUUGUGUGGAUUGAAAAUGGGUUUUUGGUUUUAGGUUAUUUUGCUCGGAAUGAUAUAUGGGUAGUAUUCAAGAGAAAUUUGUGGCUAUGUUCUUGAUGAGUUUUAAGCUCAACUAGUUGAUUUGGGUUAAACAGUUGGUUAGUGAACUGGGGGUGGAUAAUGGAGACCCCAGAUUCGGGUGGGUCGCUUUUGAAGCGGUCAUUGAGAAAGAAAGUGGGUAUGCGGAAUUAUGAUGAGAAUUUGAUGGAUGAGCUCAUAGAGAAGCAUUUGGGUGGUGCUUUUAAGAAGAGGAAUAGAACGAGAGAGGAUUUGGAGAAAGAAACAGAAACUGAGGCUAUGAUAGCGCUGUCCCUUGGGUUCCCGAUCGACGCACUGCUUGAGGAGGAGAUUCAGGCUGGGGUGGUGAGAGAAUUGGGGGGAAAGGAGCAAAAUGAUUAUAUUGUUGUGAGGAAUCAUAUACUAGCGAGGUGGAGGGAUAAUGUGCGCAUAUGGCUUACUAAAGGACAGAUUAAAGAAACCGUGAGCAACGAGUAUGAACAUUUGAUAUGUUCAGCAUAUGAAUUUCUUUUGUAUAAUGGUUAUAUCAAUUUUGGGGUUUCUCCCUCGUUUAUGUCUCAGAUGCCAGGGGAGUCAACCGAAGGGUCUGUGAUAAUUGUUGGUGCAGGACUUGCUGGGUUAGCAGCAGCAAGGCAGCUGUUGUCAUUUGGUUUCAAGGUGCUUGUUCUUGAAGGCAGGAAUCGACCUGGUGGAAGAGUUUAUACUCAAAGGAUGGGGCGGGAGGGUAAAUUUGCUGCUGUGGACCUUGGUGGUAGUGUCAUUACUGGUAUCCAUGCUAAUCCUCUCGGAGUUAUGGCUAGGCAACUUUCUAUACCACUUCAUAAGGUCAGAGAUAACUGCCCUCUGUACAAGCCAGAUGGGGCACCCAUUGAUAAGGAAAUUGAUUCCAAGGUUGAAUUCAUCUUUAAUAAGUUGCUUGAUAAAGUUACCGAACUGAGGCAAAUUAUGGGUGGAUUUGCAAAUGAUAUUUCUCUGGGUUCAGUUUUGGAGACACUCAGGCAAUUGUAUGCUGUGGGUAAAAGUAGUAACGAAAGGCAACUUCUUGAUUGGCAUCUUGCAAAUUUGGAAUAUGCUAAUGCAGGAUGUCUUUCAGAUCUGUCGGCUGCCUACUGGGAUCAGGAUGAUCCUUAUGAAAUGGGUGGGGACCACUGCUUUCUUGCUGGAGGUAAUUCGAGAUUGAUAAAAGCGUUGUGUGAAGGAGUUCCUAUACUCUAUGGAAAGACUGUCAACACAAUUAAAUAUGGAAACGACGGCAUUGAGGUGAUAGCCGGGGACCAAAUAUUUCAAGCAGAUAUGGCCCUGUGCACUGUACCACUUGGAGUUCUAAAGAAAAAGACUAUCAGAUUUGAACCAGAGUUGCCCCAGAGAAAGCUGGCAGCUAUUGAGAGGCUGGGGUUUGGGCUGCUAAAUAAAGUUGCAAUGGUCUUUCCACAUGUUUUCUGGGGGGAAGACCUGGACACAUUUGGAUGUCUAAGUGAACAUAGCGAUAAACGUGGGGAGUAUUUUCUCUUUUACAGUUAUCAUACUGUUUCUGGGGGUUCAGUACUUGUUGCAUUGGUGGCUGGACAAGCUGCACAAAUAUUUGAAUCCACAGAUCCAUCUGCGUUGCUUCAUUGUGUUCUAAGCAUUCUAAGAGGCAUAUUUGGUCCUAAAGGUAUUGAUGUACCUAAUCCAAUACAAACAAUAUGUACAAGAUGGGGCAGCGAUCCCCUUUCCUAUGGUUCAUACUCUCAUGUUAGAGUACGCUCAUCUGGUAGUGAUUAUGAUGAACUUGCUGAAAGUUUGGGAAAUCGGCUGUUUUUUGCUGGCGAGGCCACAAAUAGACAAUAUCCAGCCACCAUGCAUGGUGCAUUCUUAAGUGGCUUAAGAGAAGCUUCAUGCAUUUACCGAGCCACCAGGUUUCGCCAAAAUAGUGCGAAGAAAUUCACUCAGAGAAAUGUUGGACCAAGCAAUGAUGUACUUUUAGAUCUUUUCAAGAAGCCUGAUCUAGUGUUAGGAAACUUUUCGUUUAUAUUUGAUCCUUCAACAGAAGAUCCAAGAUCAAUGGGGAUUAUGAAAAUUACUUUGGGGAGUAGGGAACACAGUUAUAACGACAAAUCAGGGUCCAGCUGCCUAAAUUCCUCAAACCUGCCAUUGCCACUGUACACAGUUAUAUCUCGUGAACAGGCACAGGAGCUGCAACAGGUGACCCAAGGGGAUGAAGGUAGACUCUCAUAUGUAAUAAAAAAUCUUGGAUUAAAGCUUAUGGGAUCUAGUGCCUUAGGAAAUGUAGGUAACUCCCUGUCAGCUAUAAUUGCUAGUGCAAGAAGAGGCAGGGGCAGGAAUCGCAUGUCUGCUGGACCCCAGAACAUGUAGAGAUGCUCUUAGUGCAUUAACUUCAGGUAGCCUGCUUACCAGCCUGGACUCUUUUCAUGCAUACAGUUACUUCACUAAAGCGAUGUUAGAAAGUCAGCUUGCCUUCUGCUCAACAGGUGCACACAUCUCUAUAUGUAAUCUAAUCAAGUAGCUCAUUCAUUGACUUCAAGAGAAAUCAAUUUCCUGAGGUUUGACUGGAGAAGCCUCCCAUUCUCUUUUGAAACAACAUUUUCAAGUCUGACAUUGAUAAACUUGGUAGCUAACCAGAUAGUUCAAAGGAUCUUAGUUGGAGACAAAGUCAGUAGUGUCAUGUAAAAAUCUUGUAUGUUGAGCAACCCUUUUGGCUCUGUUAAUGAAUUCUGCAUGCAUACACCA